AUGGUAUAUGAAAAAAAGCUGGAUGGAAAGCAGCAGCAAGCAGAGAUUUGGGCUGUAGCAAGGCCACGACACUAUCCACCCACCGUCGUUGAAGUGAUAGUGGAAAGAAACAUCGCCCGAAACCUGCGUGUCCUUCAUUCAAAUCGCAUGCUUCCUUUCCACCUCAUCUCGAACGCUUCCAACACCUUCUAUCGCCCCAGAGCUCCUCUCCCUCUCAGCAUAUUCUAUCUGACUGAAACUCCCAAAUCCACACUACUCCUCAGAAAAAAAAAUUCCCUUUCGAUAUCUAUCUUCACAAUGCCUACCCUACCCUACCAUAUUCCCGACCCAUCAUAUCCAAUGCCUCUCGAGAGCUCUGCUGACAUCGACAAACUGAACAAGGAUGUACGCUGUUAUUCCAUUUCACAAGACUUCUUUCACACGUAUCCGCGCCGACAACCGGCAGCCAGGGAUGGAAGUUUCUUACGUCGUGCUAGAGAGGUACGUGACGCGACAGACUUGCACCGUCCAAAGCAGAUUCGGAGGUGGACGCCAGGAGAUCGUUCAGCGGUCCUAUGGCCAGUUUUCAUUCGAAGGUUCGAUGAGCACAUGCAGGAAUUUGCAUGCCACGAUGCUGAACUGAACGUCGACUGGAUAGAGUGGUAUUUGGGCUGGCAUCCCAUAAGUCUGCGACCAAAGGUUUACUUCGUCGCCUUUUCAUGCUCGACUUCCAGGCGCAAUUCGGUCACUCACUGUCCGCCAGCGACUGUACCUAAGCAAACUAAUACCGUGAGAAUACCGGCGCCACUGAGCAUCAUGCCGGCUCCGGUGCAAUUGUCGCCGAUGUUUGUCCCGUCAAAGAUGGUAUACUUCUCACCAAUGAGACCAAUGUCGUCCAUCCCGUCCCAAACCUUGUUGGCCCAAUUUGAAAUAUGUUUGGUUGAAGAGGCCACCAUUCGAGGCACUGUUCCUGUAUCAGAUAUAUCCAAUGUGAAGAUUCUGCCAUCGAAGACCUCCAGCGCAGUCCGCAGCAUCCCAACGUGCAGCUUGGGAGUUGAAGACGCCUUGGGCGAGCGCGAGCCAACCUGGCUCGUCAUCCGACGGAUUGUCAAAGUUCUAUUCAGCCGCCGUCAUUGCCGCAGCACCGCAAAAAUAUUGGUCGUCGUUUCCUUCAGCCUUGGUCUGGUUGGGAGGCAUGUAAUUGUCGUCUGGACCAAUCUGGAAAAGCAAGCCAUCUUUUACGAUUUUGUUGUACGUCGUAUACGGUAUCGCUGGUAUAAUCCGCAUUCCCACCAGUCUGCGAAUCAAGAACUGAGAGUUUGGGAUGAUGUUACAGUUCGGAUCACCGAGCUCUCCAGGUAUCAUGCCAGUUUCUACGCCCGCCGCCGCCUGACAUAUGAAGCGCAUUAUAGCUUUCCCACACCAAAGAAAGCUUCAAGCAAUGGAUUAAGAGAGUUGCGGAAGAGAGCAUCGCCGCCCACAUCUCAGGGAGAGACAACGUCGGCUGAGGUGGGUUCGCAACCAGUUGUUGACGUACCUUUCAGAUUCGCGUCUGUGGACCCAUUCGUAAUCAACAACGUCUCGGGCGUGUUCACUCUCUUGGCAGCUGGCACAUGCAGACCGCAAGCCUUGGGCGGGCCGUUCCUAAGGAUUUCCUUCCCAGGCUUGGUCCACGGUAAUGUUUCUUAUCGACGUUUCACCGAAGUGAAGGCGACGUCUUGUCAGGCUUGUGUUUGGGUGAUGAACACGCCUGAUCGUGUUCCCGCAUCAACGACGACUCUCAUAAUCUCUUUCCGUCCUUCAGAGAUCAUUCGGAUAGGUUCCACGGGCUCUGUAAGAACAGGAGGCGUAAGAGGACUUCCACCUCGUCCGAUGCGAUUGUACUGA
This is a messenger RNA of Pseudocercospora fijiensis CIRAD86, 1866 nucleotides long. RefSeq lists its product as uncharacterized. NCBI's taxonomy places the organism in Eukaryota, Fungi, Ascomycota, Dothideomycetes, Mycosphaerellales, Mycosphaerellaceae. The coding region runs from base 1 to 1866 and encodes 621 amino acids. The record is from RefSeq and is a predicted model, not a curated record. The transcript is spliced from 20 exons.